UGGAAAAAAAUAAAACAAUUAUGGUGGAACUCAACGGGGAUGGACAAGGAAGUGAUAAUGGUUCAAACUUGCUUGUUAGAUUUCUUGGCAAACUUUCUCAAAAGUCAAUAAUUUGUCCAAUAUCAGUUGAGAGAUGGGAUAGAAUGCCAGACGCGAAAAAUCGCCUACAGUGGCAGCUUAUUGAGGAGAAUUUUGAGUUUGAUUAUGCUGUUGGAAUUAAAUGGGUGAUGCAUACUUUACGCGAUAGAUGGAGGGCCUAUAAAUAUACAUUAAGAAAUAAAACCUUCUACCCUAACAAAAGUAAGGAAGAGAUACUUGCUAAUCCUCCGGAAUACGUGGAUUCUAUUGAGUGGGCUGCUUUUGUGCAUCACUAUCAAGAAGAGAAGAUGAAGAAACAAAGUGAACAAAAUACAAGAAAUCGAAGUAAACUUAAAGUCCCGCAUGCCGGUGGUAGCAAAAGCAAUGCAAGGAGAGGUCGUCAAAUGGAGAAAAAACAUGGAAGGCCUGUGUGCCGAAGUGAGGUUAUUUUGUCAACUUUACUGAAAAAGAAUGGCAACUAUGUGAAUGAAGAAGGGAAGAUUAUAGCUGAUAAAAUAUCGGAGCAUUUAUCUCAAGAUCAAGAACAUGCUGUCACUUUAGGUGUUCCGUUGAAGAUAUUGGCUCAUCCUAAUGAUGCUAUUGGAAAGGUAUAUGGAGCUGAACAUUCUGGUCGUGUGCGUGGUUUGGGUGGUAAUAUUUGCCCCUCGACUGCUUUUGGAAUGCCUAAACAUUCAAUUAGUCAUGCGAAUCUUGGUGGUUCUAGUAAUAUGUCUCAUCUACGUGUUGAAGACCUAGAGAAGCAUGUAGGAACCUUGAAAGAGAAGCUCAUUGGAUAUGAAGAGACCAAAGAAAAACUUGAGGAUACCAAGGAACAACUUGUGGAGACCAAGGAACGGCUUGCGCAAAAUGAGAAUCACUUGGCAACUCUUCAUAGGUUUUUACAAGCUAAAUUUGGUAGUGAGUUGCCUAGUUUCAACUUAGAUUCUUCUUAGCCUUUUGUGCAUAGUAUGUUUUUGAACCACUAAAUAUGUAGUGUACAUAACUUUUUGUAUUUCCAUUACACUAGUAAUUGUGGUGGCUUUUUUGUCUAUUCAACGCUUGAAACUUAUGUUUAAUUUGAGAUAUAUGAUAAGUAGAACAUUGAAACUUU
Molecule: messenger RNA, 1189 nt
Organism: Lycium barbarum (goji berry)
Lineage: Eukaryota; Viridiplantae; Streptophyta; Magnoliopsida; Solanales; Solanaceae
Exons: 5
Coding region: 21-1031 (336 amino acids)
Source: RefSeq, a predicted model, not a curated record